ACAGCUCUUCUGAGUAUUCUGAUUGGUCCGAUUCUCUACGUCUUCCCGUACGACGUCAUCACGCACGUACGUGGCUGGUGACGUUGCGAGCGGGAGCUUUGGUUAUCAAGCAGGCGAGUUCCAAGGCAGCAGGUAACCAGGCUCAACCUGCAGUUGACACACACACACUCACACUCACACACACACACACACACACACACACACACACACACACACACACACACACACACACACACACACACACCAUGGCUAUGAGGAGUGAGGCCAGGGUGGAGGUGCAGGAGGAGGUGCAGGUGGAGGAGGAGGAGAGCUUCGGCCCACAGCCUCUGAGCAGACUGGAGCAAUGUGGAGUCAGUGCCAGCGACAUCAAGAAGCUGGGGGAAUCAGGUUUCCACACCAUCGAGGCGGUGGCCUACGCACCCAAGAAGGAGCUGCUCAACAUCAAAGGCAUCAGCGAGGCCAAGGCCGACAAAAUACUAGCUGAAGCGGCCAAACUUGUGCCCAUGGGCUUCACCACAGCUACCGAGUUCCACCAGAGGAGAGCCGAGAUCAUCCAGAUCUCUACAGGCUCCAAGGAGCUCGACAAACUCCUGCAGGGUGGGAUCGAGACUGGCUCCAUCACAGAGAUGUUUGGGGAGUUUCGGACGGGGAAGACUCAGCUGUGCCACACACUCGCUGUCACCUGUCAGCUGCCCAUCGAUCAGGGGGGUGGAGAAGGUAAAGCCAUGUACAUCGACACGGAGGGAACCUUCAGACCAGAGAGGCUCCUCGCUGUAGCUGAGAGGUACGGGCUGGUCGGCAGCGACGUUCUGGACAACGUGGCCUACGCCCGAGCCUUCAACACCGACCACCAGACCCAGCUGCUGUACCAAGCCUCCGCCAUGAUGGCCGAGUCCAGGUAUGCCCUGCUGAUAGUGGACAGCGCCACAGCUCUGUACAGAACAGACUACUCCGGCAGAGGUGAGCUGUCAGCCAGACAGGGACACCUGGGACGCUUCCUCCGCAUGCUGCUCCGGCUGGCGGACGAGUUUGGCGUUGCCGUGGUGAUAUCCAACCAGGUGGUGGCGCAGGUGGACGGGGCGGCCAUGUUUUCCGCGGAUCCCAAGAAACCGAUCGGAGGCAACAUUAUGGCUCACGCCUCCACCACACGUCUGUAUCUGAGGAAAGGCCGAGGAGAGACGAGGAUCUGUAAAAUCUACGACUCGCCGUGCCUUCCAGAGUCCGAAGCCAUGUUUGCCAUUAACGCCGAUGGAGUGGGGGAUGCCAAGGACUGAGCUGGUAGAAGAGACAGGAAGCAGAGCGGCGAAUGUUUUACUGUCACACCUGCUGAACAUCGGAUUAAAGAGUUGUGUGCGUGUGCAGCCUUCACACUGAACCUCGGACUGCUGGGUAAUCGAGAGACGGAAGGUUGUAUGAUUUAGGUUUGAUGCUGAUUGAGGCAGAGAUGAGAAGGUCCAGACUGCAGAUCUGGUCCUCUGGAGCUGCAACAGCAAGAUGGAACGUUUCCUUUUUUCUUUCAAACUGAAGCACAUUUCACUCAACAAAGGAGGAAAACAAGAGGUUUUCUAUGACAAAGUAUCCCAUAAUAACAAGAUCUGUUAUUCUAUAAUGAGAUACUACUUCAUAAUUACAAGAUUUCCAUCUCGUAAUUAUGAGUUAGUGUCUCAAUAUUUACAUAAAGUACUAAAUAUGAGAUACUUAGUCAUAAUAAGAAAUAAGGGCUUACAUUUUUGAUUUCUUUGUUGGAUGCAAUUUACCUCUUGAGUUUUGUCAGAGUGGUCAAAAAAUAUAUAAUUUUGUAAAAACUAUUUUAAAUAGUUUGAGAUUUUUUUUCCGUCAUCUUCGUCUUCAUGGCGUUUCUGUUGAAUUCUGUCCUUUUGUUUAAGUGUUUUCUGAGAACUGUUAUUUUGUAAUGUAAUUUCACCUCUUUCUACUACUAGUUUGACUCUUUUGUGUUUGUCCUUCUGUGUGUAUAUAUA
Anoplopoma fimbria (sablefish) is the source of this 1979-nucleotide messenger RNA. It is a transcript of the gene rad51, whose product is annotated as RAD51 recombinase. Gene Ontology annotation, cellular component: condensed nuclear chromosome. Bases 246 to 1274 code for a protein of 342 amino acids. Gene Ontology annotation, molecular function: double-stranded DNA binding; DNA strand exchange activity; single-stranded DNA binding. The record is from RefSeq and is a predicted model, not a curated record. Lineage: Eukaryota; Metazoa; Chordata; Actinopteri; Perciformes; Anoplopomatidae. Gene Ontology annotation, biological process: DNA recombinase assembly; reciprocal meiotic recombination; double-strand break repair via homologous recombination. The transcript has 10 exons.